AGAAAUUUUUCAUAUGUCUUACGUAUUAUACGAAUGUUACGUACUUUGAAGUUUCUAUUUACAUUUAAAAGACUAUGACGGCCAGUGGCAUUUAUCAUGAAAAACAAAUAAGGGAAUUAUGUGCAUUACAUGCUUUGAACAAUUUAUUUCAGUCAAAAGGGGCUUUUCUGAAAUCCGAACUAGAUUCAAUAUGUGUUUCAUUAUCUCCUAAUCAUUGGAUAAAUCCUCACAAAUCAAUGUUAGGACUAGGGAAUUAUGAUAUAAAUGUUAUUAUGAAAGCUUUACAAGAUAGAGGAUAUGAAGUUGUUUGGUUUGAUAAAAGAAGGGAUCCUACUUGCUUAAUUUUAGAUAAUAUAUCUGGAUUUAUAUUGAAUAUACCUAGCGAGUAUAAAAUUGGUUUUUUCACGUUACCAAUUUGGAGACGUCAUUGGGUAACUGUAAGACAAAUAAAUGGUUGCUACUAUAAUCUGGAUUCAAAGCUAGAAUCACCACAAAAAAUUGGUGAGGAUCAAGAUGUUUUAAAUUAUCUGAAAGAUGAAAUAGAGUGUAAAGAUAAAGAAAUUUUUUUAGUUGUUACAAGUGAAGUGUCACAAAAACAAAGUUGGAUUAAAGAUUUUAGUAUUCCACCAGCGGUUAAUGGUAGAGAUGCAGAUAUUAUCCAGUUAGGGGAUAUAGAGGAUAAUAAAUCAUAAGAUUGUGAUAGGAGCUACAUAUUUAUUGUUAACAAAUUUAUAUUAAAUGUUUUUAUUGAUAUUUCUUUUAUAAAAAGUUUUUUUCACAAUAUAUUUUUAUUGUAUUUUGUACUCCAAACCAUGGUAGUUCAAUAGAAGUUCAGGAUGAGAAACAUGAAUUUUUCUGACAUAUUUAAAAGGUUUUUAAUAAGAAAUGAGAAUCUCGUGAUAGACAGCUUUAAAAAAACAGUUGAAAGUCUACGUGUUAAUAGGAUUGUCAAAUCUAACAGAAGGACAGACCAAUCAGUUUGGCUGGACAUUGGGGAAAAAAGAAACCCUACAAUAUUGACUAUUUUGUGGCUCGAUA
Molecule: messenger RNA, 1038 nt
Organism: Diorhabda sublineata
Lineage: Eukaryota; Metazoa; Arthropoda; Insecta; Coleoptera; Chrysomelidae
Gene: Josd
Product: josephin-like protein
Exons: 3
Coding region: 75-692 (205 amino acids)
Biological process (GO): protein deubiquitination
Molecular function (GO): cysteine-type deubiquitinase activity
Source: RefSeq, a predicted model, not a curated record